This is a messenger RNA of Spodoptera littoralis (African cotton leafworm), 687 nucleotides long. The record is from the annotation of a GenBank genome assembly. Lineage: Eukaryota; Metazoa; Arthropoda; Insecta; Lepidoptera; Noctuidae.
AUGGUGCGAACUGUACCGUACUUCGUACUCGUGUUAAUGUUACUGCAAAUCGCAACAGCCUUCGUAUUCAACGAGUCAUUAAUAGAUGAUUAUGAAAAUAAACUAAAAGACAACAAGUUGAACUUAAUAGAAACAAGACGGCAGAACAGGAAGAAAUCGGUGUCCACUUCAUCAUCAGGGAAAACGGGGGAUAACAAUGGGAAGGGCGGUCCAGGUGAUUCCGAAUCGUUAGAACAAUCAUUGACAGAGGAAACUUCUUCGUCAUCUCAAAUAAUAAAACCACGAAAAAAGAAAGAUCGCACACCGAAGUCAACUAUCGAACGGAAAGGAUGGCAAAAAUGGCAUCGUAAAUGUACAAAAUGUCCGGCGGAUAUGCUUAAAAAAUGGCGCGAUCCCUCAAUCAAGUGGAUCUGUGGAGCGUACCAGCGAGCCAGGAGGACCUUCAAGAGUCUCUGCAUGAUGCACUACAGGAACUGCCAGGAUGGUACUAUGUUCACCAAGAUAGCGGAUCAUCGCUGUCCAAACGGCAGUGGUCAAGUUCGACCGUACAACAUGCACUUCUUCUACGACUACAAAGUAGUUCUGACUGCAGAAACAUCAGAUUCUCGUACAGCGCAGACGAGUGUGGAGCAGCAAGACUCAUCUUCCUGGGACACGUCGCGCGUAGCCAAGUUACCACCAAUAUGA